Molecule: messenger RNA, 1806 nt
Organism: Magallana angulata
Lineage: Eukaryota; Metazoa; Mollusca; Bivalvia; Ostreida; Ostreidae
Product: multiple epidermal growth factor-like domains protein 10
Exons: 8
Coding region: 71-1288 (405 amino acids)
Molecular function (GO): scavenger receptor activity
Source: RefSeq, a predicted model, not a curated record
CCUAGAUAUACAGACACGCUUAACGACGUAGUUUGAUUUUUCACUUCCUUGUCUAAGAGAAUCAUUUUCAAUGGCUUUUAUUUCGUUGUUUCUGAUAUUUUCUUCUAAACUGGUUUGUUUAGUAACAUCUUACGAAAAUAUUGCGUUGCAUAAAGUAGCAUGGCAACAGUAUCCAUACCCUAAUAGGUCAUGGGGAGCCGAACGUGCUGUGGACGGACGGUAUUCAGACUUGUCUGCUGUUGGACAACAGUGUACAAUAUCAGAAAACAAUCGAUCAGCGGCAGAAUGGCGGGUAGACUUGGGAGGAGUACUCAGCAUACACCACAUCUUUAUACAGUACAGGACGGAUAAUGUCGCCUGGAACGAAAAUAACGGAUACACCGGUAGAUUCUUAGGAUUUUCGGUAUACAUAUCGAACAAAACGGACAAGGAUGACGGGGUAUUAUGUUUCAAAGACACUUACUAUACCAGGGCUACGAUACCUGUUCGUGCAAACAUAAUGUGUAUCACACAUGGUAGAUACGUCAUCUACUACAACAACAGGACUCACCCUCCGUUUCCUCCUGGGUAUUCUUCCAACGCUUUCAACGAGCUUUGUGAAGUGGGAGUGUAUGGGUGUCCUGUAACGGGAUAUUACGGAGAUAACUGUACAAUACCGUGUCCACAGAACUGUCAGGAAGGUCACUGUGAUAUUGUGGAUGGAACGUGUUUAGGUUGCAUAGCAGGUUACAUAGGAUCACGAUGUAAUGAAGAGUGUGAUGGAGGCAAAUUUGGUCCCGACUGUAACAACAAAUGCGGGCAUUGCGUGCAGAAUGGAUAUUGUCAUCACAUUAACGGCUCCUGUAUGAAUGGAUGUGAUCCAGGGUAUCAUGGAACCCACUGUUCAAUGAAAUGUGAAACAGGAAAAUAUGGCAUUGAUUGUCAACAAAGAUGUAGUGCAUUUUGUCAUACGUCUUGGAUUUGUCAUCAUAUAACCGGAGCUUGUAGAGACGGUUGCAAAAGUGGAUGGAAAGGAGAACUGUGUUUGGAAGUUCAAGAUGAUGAACAGAAAUCUACAAUCCUAUAUGUUCUGACAGCAGCUCUCUCUGUCUCAGUUAUUAUCAAUAUCGCACAAUUAUUCUAUAUAAUCCUACAGAGCAAACACAGAAAAAGACAAAAGAAGAAAAAAACAUACGAACAAACCAAAAAUGAAAACGUGUUUACACAGGAUAUAAGUGGGUACGAUUCGGUGAUUAAUGGACCCGAGGACAACUACCAGGAAUUAGCCACAGUUACUGCUGAUCGAUGAACCACAACAAUGUUAAUAACAUUAACUUUGUCACUAAAAACUUAUAUAUUUUAUCAAAUCCUUUAUUUUUAACUCUGUGUAUAAAACGUUACAUUUUUGCGUGAAAGGGGUGGGGGUAAAAGUUGAGCUUUUUAAGUGAAUUCCAUUUUAUCUUCUAAAUGUUGUUCGCAUUUACAAUGUCAACCCACUGUCCUUGGUAAAACUUAAAAUUAGACAAUAUAUUGAUAAUAUAUCAUUAAUGUAUAAUAUAUUGUUUCCUGUAUACUCAGAUCAACAAGAUUCUUACUAAAUAAAAAAGCUUAUUGUGUAAAUAAAGUGUUUUAAAUAAUAAAGUAAAUAAGUUGCUGUCCAACUGAAACCUGUUUCACAGUCAAUUUAGAGAACAGAAUAUAACUGCAACAGAAUAUAACUAGAUUCUUAAAAAUCCUUUUGACUACACUUGUUUGCCGAUCUUUUGUAUUUUUGUUUUUAUUUUUGGGGUUUUUUUUGUAUUGCAUCAAAUAAGACACAAAAUAAAA